Messenger RNA from Magallana angulata, 2260 nucleotides. Its product is annotated as beta-1,3-galactosyltransferase 1-like. The transcript has 2 exons. Bases 487 to 1596 code for a protein of 369 amino acids. Gene Ontology annotation, cellular component: membrane. NCBI's taxonomy places the organism in Eukaryota, Metazoa, Mollusca, Bivalvia, Ostreida, Ostreidae. Gene Ontology annotation, molecular function: hexosyltransferase activity. The record is from RefSeq and is a predicted model, not a curated record.
GCGCUAAGCCUUUUAUUUGAGUAAGAAGAUAUGAACCACACACAGCCCUCAAAGCUCGAAUCACGCCCCCCAUUCAGCUUUGUUAAUCGACAUUGGACAAGAACAGUUGUGUUGAACGUGAUAGUAUAUUCAAGUAUAAAUUUGAAAACAAGUGCUGUUGUCGGAGCCUUUUAAAAACUGUUUUAACCGCGUCACAAAUGGACUUAUAAGUUAACUUUUGUUGUGUGCCAUAAGCCGUUAAGUAUGUACCGGAAAUAUUUCAUCGACGGGAGAACACAUGCAUUCGCCAGCCUAAUAACACAUGAUCACGGACAUUGUUGAUUUUGGGGAUCAUUCAUUCUCAUAUAUCGGAUGGUAAAAUGCUACAGAGUCGGUACUUGGCGUGUUAAAACGUUACAUAGGAUGCCCAGAACAGAUCAUUUCAUUGUCAGGAUCUAUAGAUAACAGGAGAGAAACAAGAUGGUGAAAUAGAACUUCCGGUGUACGAUGUUUCCACGGUCGCCAUUUCUAUAUAAAGGGACGAUUGUUCUCCUAAUUAUAGUCUUGGUAUCGUAUACAAUCCUCAUACAAAAACUCAACAAAUCUCUGACACUAAAGCAGCGGCUUUCAAAUGAUUUGGAUUCACAAUUUGUUCUCGACUCACAAUCCACUCUUGCAGCCAAUGACGUCUACCGGACGACACGAUAUGACGUCAUCAAAUCAUCAUUAUCAAACCUGACGACAGCGCCGCCUAUCGUCAAUCCUCAUGACUUCGAAUACAUUUUAAAUCCUGCGAAUAUGUGUGCCGGGAAAGAUGUAUAUUUCAUCGUGUACGUCCAUACGUCACCGACGAACUUCCGGAAGCGUCAGACGAUUCGACACACCUGGGGGGAUCCCCACCUCCUAAAGAAAUACAAGGCCAGGUUGGUGUUCGUUCUCGGUAAAGUCGCAGACGACAAAGUGAUGACGAAAAUAAAAAUGGAGUACAGCCAUUACGGUGAUAUUGUUCAGGAGGACUUCAUGGAUUCCUACAGAAACUUAACGUACAAAGGAAUCGCCGCUCUCAAGUGGAUAACCCACCACUGCCGGCAAGCUUCGUUUGCCAUUAAAUCCGACGAUGAUAUUAUGAUCAAUUUCUUCAAGAUAGUAGACGAAAUUAAACACCAAACGGUCAACAAAUAUGGCACCAAAAGCCUUAUUCUGUGCAAUCAAUGGGUAAGAAUGAAAGUACUCAGGGACGAGAAAAGUAAGUGGUACAUUCCCAAAAAGGACUUCAAGCCGGAUUUUUUCCCUCCAUACUGCUCCGGUUCUGCAUUUAUUCUCAGUGUGGAUGUGUGCGAGAAAAUGUACAACGCCUCAUUUUUUACUCCUUUCUUUUGGGUGGAUGAUUAUUACAUAACCGGUGCUCUAGCCAAAGCUAUCAACGUAAAACAGAAGAGGUGGAAUGACUUUUAUAUGUUGAAUGGCAAAAUUGUCAGCGAUAUAUUAAGAAAUAAUAGCAAGAACAAAUACGCAUUUUUCCAUAUAGGGAAGUUGAAUUCUAUUUAUAAAAUGUGGAAGAAUCUAAUCAACGGAAUGAAUGAGAUUCCACUGAAUGCCACAACAGCAAAAUCUUGACGAUCAACGAUGGAUAUUAAAACUCACUAAUUAAAAAUACAGUAUUUGUGAUAUCAUUUUUCCCAGCACAAAAAUAUUUCAUUUAUCAAACUAAAUUGCACACCAUUACUGCAUGCAUAUUUUGUAUAGAAAUAACGAAACUGUUUUUUUUUCUUAGAGUUAUCUCUCCUUUACAAAAUUUUAUAAUGUAUGAACUACUCGAAUAACCCAAACUGGUUUUUUUAAAUGAUAAAUUAUUACGAUAAUUUUUAUCUUACAGUUACACUUUUGAUUGAUGUACAUGUUUUCUGUGUUGUUUUUAUUUUUUGUUUUAUAGUUCUUGUAUUCAUAACAAUAACAAAUUACAUGUUCAUGAAUAAUUAUCAUUUUAGAUUAAGGCACAUGCCUUUCAUUUCAUUUUCAUUUUAGAAUGUUAAUGGUUGCUGAACAAAUUCUCAAAGAUUUUAAUUUCAGUGGGUUUUUUUUUAAAAUGAAGUGUCGUUUUAUACAAUUACAUAGCGAUAAGUAGUGUUCAAUGUUCAAGCUAGACAAGUUUCAAUUUAUACGUUGUCGUUAAAUUUUUAAUGGACGCAAUAGUUUCAGUUUAUAAAUAUCAAAAAAUUGAUAUUUGAUAUUUCGUUAUUGUUUUUAUCCUUAAAAUAUGAAUAAAAAAUUUUGAAAAUUG